CGGCUUCGACAUUCUCUACAGGCUGUGGACGCUGCCAUACAACUUCCUGACCAGGAUCGUCUGUGCGACCGUGUCUGUCAUCGUCCGGAGACGGAGAGCUUCCCCAACCCGGGUCGACCAUCCCACCGCACCGAGGGCCCUGAUGAAAAUGGACUCAGACCUGCUCCACUCGCCGGCAGUGGGCCUCGCCGAGGAAGAGGAGGCCGACAUGAAUGACUGGAAACUUCCCUUGGCCUUCAUGAAGAAGAGGCACUCAGAGAAGAUUGAAGGCUCCAAGGCCUUGGCGCAGAGCUGGAGGAUGAAGGACAGGAUGAAAACCGUGAGUGUAGCUCUGGUGUUGUGCCUCAACGUGGGAGUCGACCCUCCUGAUGUGGUGAAGACGUCGCCCUGCGCCAGACUGGAGUGUUGGAUCGAUCCUCUGUCGAUGAGUCCACAGAAAGCCCUGGAGACCAUCGGGGCAAACCUGCAGAAGCAGUAUGAAAACUGGCAGCCCAGGGCGCGUUACAAGCAGAGUCUGGACCCCACAGUGGACGAAGUGAAGAAACUUUGCACUUCGCUGAGACGCAACGCCAAAGAAGAGCGAGUUCUCUUCCACUACAACGGCCACGGAGUGCCGCGACCCACCGUCAAUGGAGAGAUCUGGGUCUUUAACAAGAACUACACUCAGUACAUCCCGCUGUCCAUCUACGACCUACAGACGUGGAUGGGGAGUCCGUCCAUUUUCGUGUACGACUGCUCCAAUGCGGGAAUUAUUGUCAAGUCCUUCAAGCAGUUUGCCCUGCAGAGAGAGCAGGAGCUGGAGGUGGCAGCCAUCAAUCCCAGCCACCCUCUGGCCCAGAUGCCGCUGCCUCCCUCCAUGAAGAACUGCAUCCAGCUGGCUGCCUGCGAGGCCAGCGAGCUGCUGCCCAUGAACCCGGACCUCCCUGCAGACCUGUUCACCUCCUGCCUCACCACGCCCAUCAAGAUCGCCCUCCGAUGGUUUUGUAUGCAAAAGAGUGCCAAGCUGGUGCCAGGGGUGACGUUAGACCUCAUUGAGAAGAUUCCUGGCAGGCUCAACGACAGACGAACGCCCCUAGGAGAGCUCAACUGGAUCUUCACCGCCAUCACAGACACCAUCGCCUGGAACGUGCUGCCCAGAGAUUUAUUCCAGAAGUUGUUUCGGCAGGACCUGUUGGUGGCCAGCUUGUUCCGCAAUUUCCUCUUAGCCGAGAGAAUAAUGAGGUCGUACAACUGCACGCCGGUCAGCAGCCCGCGACUGCCGCCGACUUACAUGCACGCCAUGUGGCAGGCGUGGGACCUGGCUGUGGACAUCUGCCUCUCUCAGCUGCCCACUAUUAUUGAGGAGGGCACCGCCUUCAGACACAGUCCUUUCUUCGCCGAGCAGCUGACAGCGUUCCAGGUGUGGCUGACGAUGGGAGUUGAGAACAGAAACCCUCCUGAGCAGCUCCCUAUUGUACUCCAGGUGCUGCUCAGUCAGGUGCACCGGCUGCGAGCUCUCGACCUGCUCGGACGCUUCCUGGACCUGGGUCCCUGGGCCGUCAGUCUGGCUCUUUCUGUCGGGAUCUUUCCCUACGUAUUGAAGCUGCUGCAGAGUUCAGCCCGAGAGCUUCGACCGCUGCUGGUUUUCAUCUGGGCUAAAAUCCUCGCUGUGGACAGUUCGUGUCAAGCCGACCUGGUCAAAGAUAACGGACACAAGUACUUCCUGUCUGUGUUGGCUGACAGCUACAUGCCCGCUGAGCAUCGGACCAUGGCUGUCUUCAUAUUAGCUGUGAUCGUCAACAGCUACAACACAGGACAGGAGGCCUGUCUGCAGGGAAACCUCAUAGCCAACUGCCUGGAGCAGCUGUCGGACCCCCACCCGCUGCUCCGUCAGUGGGUGGCCAUUUGCCUCGGACGCAUCUGGCAGAACUUUGACCCGGCUCGCUGGUGUGGAGUUCGAGACAGCGCUCACGAGAAGCUCUACACUCUGCUGUCGGAUCCCAUCCCCGAGGUGAGGUGUGCUGCUGUCUUUGCUCUCGGGACGUUUGUAGGAAACUCAGCGGAGAGGACGGACCACUCGACCACCAUCGAUCACAACGUGGCCAUGAUGCUGGCUCAGCUCAUCAACGACGGCAGCCCUGUGGUCCGAAAGGAGCUGGUUGUGGCACUGAGUCACCUAGUGGUUCAGUAUGAGAGUAACUUCUGCACAGUUGCCCUCCAGUUUAUAGAAGAGGAGAAGAACUACUCGGUACCAUCGCCGGCCAACACUGCAGAGCCUGGUAACCUGACUCCAGUGAGGGACAGUCCGGCCAUCCCUCGCCUGCGAUCCGUUAACUCCUACACCAACAUCCGAGCUGCUACCACUGCAAGAAACCUGAACAAAAGCCUGCAGAACCUCAACCUCAAUGAAGAAGGUGGACCAGCAGCCUUUUCUCCUGGUAACCUGAGCACCAGCAGCAGCGCCAGCAGCACCUUAGGGAGCCCCGACAAUGACGAGUACAUCCUCUCCUUCGAAACCAUCGACAAGAUGCGACGGGUGUCCUCGUACUCUUCCCUCAACUCUCUCAUAGGUGUUUCCUUCAACAGUGUUUACACUCAGAUCUGGAGAGUUCUGCUACAUCUGGCUGCAGAUCCUUUUCCUGAAGUGUCCGAUUUGGCCAUGAAGGUCCUCAACAGCAUCGCAUACAAAGCGACCAUGAACGCCAGGCCUCAGAGGAUCCUGGACUCAGGAUCGCUCACGCAGUCGGCCCCAGCUAGCCCCACCAGCAAGGGCACACACAUCCACCAGGCAGGCGGUUCUCCACCGAUGCCCAGCACCAGCAGCUCCAGUCUGACCAACGACGUUCCCAAACCCCCCACCAGAGAGCAGCCGACCACCCGGCCUCCAUACACCCCCACACUGGGAGGACAGGCGCCCCACUCCCACCAGUUCCCCCGAACCCGCAAGAUGUUCGACAAGGGACCAGAGCAGGCGGCUGAAGACGGCGAUGAACCGGGCGGUCACAGGAACUACAUCAGUGCAGCUCUGCAGACGGGACUCUGUGAUUGGAGCGCCAAGUACUUCGCUCAGCCAGUCAUGAAGAUCCCGGAGGAGCACGACCUGGAGAGUCAGGUGAGGAUGGAACGUCAGUGGAGGUUUCUGAGAAACGCUCGCGUGAGACGACAGAGUCGAAGCAUCACACAAAGAGGUGUUUCUCGUCUGGAUGAUCAAAUAUUCAUCAACCGCAACCCCGGAGUGCCGUCUGUCGUGAAGUUCCACCCCUUCAACACCUGCAUCGCUGUGGCCGACAAGGACAGCAUCUGCUUCUGGGACUGGGAAAAAGGCGAGAGGCUGGACUACUUCUACAACGGAAACCCUCGGUACACUCGCAUCACCUCCAUGGAGUACCUGAACGGACACGACUGCUCGUUGCUGCUCACUGCGACAGAUGACGGAGCGCUGCGAAUCUGGAAGAACUUCGCCGACCAGAAGAACCCUGAGAUGGUGACGGCGUGGCAGGGCCUGUCUGACAUGCUGCCCACCACCCGAGGUCAGCCCUCCACCUGCACCCACAGUCUGGCCAGAAGGGUCUCCAUCUAUCUUGACAGGAGUAAGCAAGGAGGAGCUGGUAUGGUGGUGGACUGGGAGCAGGAGACUGGACUCCUCAUGACAUCUGGAGACGUUCGAGUGAUCAGGAUCUGGGACACCGACCGAGAGAUGAAGGUCCAGGACAUCCCAACAGGAGCCGACAGCUGCGUGACCAGUUUGUCCUGCGACUCCCAGCGUUCGCUCAUCGUCGCUGGUCUCGGUGACGGAUCCGUUCGGGUCUUCGACCGCAGGAUGGGUCCCAACGAAUGUCGUGUGAUGACCUACAGGGAGCACGGAGCCUGGGUGGUCAAAGCUCAUCUACAGAAGGAGACGGACGGACAUAUCAUCAGUGUCAGUGUUAACGGAGACGUUCGGUUCUUUGAGCCGCGGACGCCGGACUCCAUCAACGUGCUGCAGACGGUAAAAGGUUUAACAGCGUUGGACAUCCACCCGCAGGCCAACUUGUUCGCCUGCGGAUCCAUGAACCAGUUCAUCGCUGUCUACAACGCUAACGGCGACGUCAUCAGCAACAUAAAGUAUUACGACGGCUUCAUGGGACAAAGGAUUGGCGCCAUCAGCUGUUUAGCCUUCCAUCCUCAUUGGCCACACUUGGCGGUCGGCAGCAACGAUUACUACAUGUCCAUCUACUCAGCAGAGAAGAGGCUCAGAUAACACACCAGCAUCCAUCACCUCCUCCACCCUCCAUCCCCACCAACACUUCUGACCCUGAGCCUCAAGCACCAGGAUGUAAAUGAUGUUUUUGUUGUACAUAUGCAAUUACCACCGUGAAUGUUCUAGUGAUGACUGCUGAGAAAAACUCAUGCUAUGAACGACUAUAUAUAUAAAAAAAUAUAUAUAUAUAUAUAUACAUACAUAUAUAUAUAUAUAUAUAUUAUUAUUAUUAUUAUCAUUGUUUAUUCAUAUUCUUAUUAUGAAGCUAAUGAUUGUAGACUUGGCUGUGCUGAGAAGUGUGUAUAUUUAAAUAUCAUAUACAGAAGAAGAAGAGAGGUUCUAUUUUAAAGACCCAUCGAACGAUUGCUUGGGCUUCUCCUCGCUGCACAGCGAGCAUCACUACCUGAACCAGGUGUGACCAGAUGUGGAGAGAGACAGAUGUUGGUCACCAAGAGGACAGAACACAAAAACACUGUUGAAACACAUUCACUGGAGCAGAAAACAUGGACGUCACCCCUCCGCUGGACCCCGGUAUGUUCAGAAGUUCAGUUAAAGGCCACCAGGACGUUUUGUGAGGACGCACCCGGAGAUUGCGGACUGUGCUUGUUGUUGCUUGAAAUCAGUGAUGAAGGUUUUGUUUUUUUGUGUGUGUAACUGGAUUAUAGCACAGAUGUUUCCCCACAGAGGGCCUCCACAGCCCUGGACUUAAUUGAUGCCCAGAAACAGACACCUGCUCCUGUUGUCCUUCCUCGCUUCCCUGAACCCAGCGUGCCAAACAUGAUCAUAAUUUCCCCGCAAGGCCUCUUUUUAUUGUGGCUCCGAGGGAUGUUUUUGUUGAUUUGUUUGGGGGAAAGCCUGCGUCGCCUCCCCCCCAAGAAGAGAUCGGAGACCUGCAUUUCCUGCCUACCUGCCCUGCAAAGCAAUAAGAUCCAACCUCAAGCUCCUCUCUGCACUUCCAUUAGAAGAGGAUAGCAGCAUCACAGCAAUACCAACACUUGCAUCCACAGCAAUGUUGCCCCUCUGAGCUUCUUUUUAUGCAUUAAAACACCAGAAACACAAUCUGCUAUCAUGAGUGACAGAAGAAAUUCAAUUCAAUUGGUUUUUCGGUGAUUGUCUAAACUUACGUAUCUGCUGUCUAGUGCAACUUUCUUUUUUUUUCUUUUUUCUUUCGAUAAAACCCACCCUGUAAGGUUUACGUUGAGUUUUUAUUUUGGUUUUAUUGUCCGCCUUGUUUUCUGGAGCUGGAGGCGUAAAGUGUGUUGCAUGUUGAGGGACAGUGUGUCGAGUUUUAGUCCUUGCUCAGGUAUUUCGUGAGCUGCCUCCAAAAUAAAAGCCCGCCUCCCUCCAGAGAUGGAGUAAAUUGUUGACGUAUUUGUUGUUGUGGUGCUGUGUGGUAAAGGCACCCCCUUAAUUAGAAGGACGAUUUUGAAUUUUUACUGCUUUUGUUUGUGCAGUAUCACCACCCUCCUCUCUGAGGCUGCAGCUUUGCCUUCUUUGCUUUUUUUUUUUUUUUUUUAAUUCUUUUUCUGUUGCUGUAAUUUUAUGUUUUUAAUUCAUCUAGCAUUUUGUUUGCCUUUAGCCUCAAUGAUAUGGAGGGGAAAAGAAAAGUGACGACAGCUUUAAAUGAACAUGUUGCACUUUUUCCACAUUUUCCUGCCAUUUUUUCCCACCAUUUCUUCUCCCACCAUUUCUUCUCCUGCCAAGCCCACCUUACCUCUCGAACGUCCCGAGCUUCGCUUUUACCCCACAGAAACUGAAAGUGAACUGGGUAAACACACACCAUGCAGCCUGUAUAACCGGUCACCACAUUCGUCUCCGUGGUUUAGCGGAGCCUCAGAUGCCUCGCUGGCUCAGCCUAAAAACAUUCCUGUUUUUGGACUGAGCUCAGAACCACCUUCAUAUCUAAGUAUCCUGCUUUGAGUUUUAAGAUUUUUAGAUAUGGAGACAAGGACUUUAACUCAGUAGUAAGAAAGGAAAAAACAAUCAGAUUUGUCUUUUGUUUGACUGUAGACUGCUUUGCUGACUGUGGUUUAUAAGACAGGAGAUGAAAUCAGUGAAAUAAACCAAAUACAACACCGGA
This is a messenger RNA of Amphiprion ocellaris (clown anemonefish), 6299 nucleotides long. RefSeq names its product regulatory associated protein of MTOR, complex 1 (gene rptor). The record is from RefSeq and is a predicted model, not a curated record. Gene Ontology annotation, molecular function: protein-macromolecule adaptor activity; protein binding. The transcript is spliced from 36 exons. Gene Ontology annotation, cellular component: cytoplasm; TORC1 complex. Gene Ontology annotation, biological process: positive regulation of cell growth; TORC1 signaling; cellular response to starvation. NCBI's taxonomy places the organism in Eukaryota, Metazoa, Chordata, Actinopteri, Pomacentridae. Bases 143 to 4219 code for a protein of 1358 amino acids.